AUGCAGGAAAACGUAAUUACAAAAAUAAAUGAUGCCAAGUCGUGCUUAAUGGGCGUCUUGGGUAGUACCAAAGAGGCAAGUGUUCUGCAAGAGGAGCCUGACCAGAAAAACGUGGACAAAUCGAAAGAGGAUGUAGAAAGAGCAGACGUGAGUGGCUUGAGUGAGAAGCCGAGUGGAAAGGACCAAGACGAUUCAUUGCCUGCUAACCAAGAUUCGGAUGUUUUAAAAAAAAGGAAAACAGGAACAGUUCUGAGUAGGCGAAGUGACAACUGUGAGACAUCCACAGGGGAAAGCAAGGCAGAAGAUAGUGUUGCAAAGUCCAUUGGAGGGAAUGAAGACGCAGAAAAGCAAGUGAGUAAAGAGAACACUUCUUACUAUCCCCACCAUGUCAAGGCAGAAGAUAGUGUUGCAAAGUCCAUUGGAGGGAAUGAAGACGCAGAAAAGCAAGUAUGCGCAACGGACACAGAGGGAAAGGAAGAAUUGGAAAAGGCAUGCUCUACAUCGGAAAAAAAAAUAAAACGAAAUAAUCUCUCGGACGUACAGUACAUAGAGAGUCUCAAGUGCGAAAUUGAUGAAAAACGAGACGGACAGCCUGUACAAAAAUAUGAGAGCAAGCUGAAUCCAGUGGCCCCCGAGUUCAAGCCGCAGAACUCGCUCUACGUGUAUCAAAAGAUGCAGCAACACACGACAAAAAAUUUGGUAAUGCUGAUAAAAUCCUUCGGGUACCAGGGAAUAAAGAUGGAGAAAAUUUCUGGGGAGUACUGCAAGAAGUACAACGCGUUGCUCAAUUUGAGGUACGCAGGGUUUAGCAACAUAUAUGACAUGGUCAGGAGCCUGGACCACUGCCUGAUUUGCGAGCAGGAGAAAGCGGCAGCGCAAACAGCUGACGACGCGACGGCGAACGCGGAGGAGAAAGCGACGGAAGGAUGUAAAGUGUCGCAUGACAACGACUCAGAGAAAAACUUAACCAUAAAAUAUAAAACGCCAAAGAUGAACGAAGACAAGACGUUUUUUCUAAAGGUCAUUCUAGGUACGAUAGGAGAAUGCACCAACUACAAUUCUCAUUUGACGGAGGAGGAAACACCAGCGAAUGGUAGUGUCUCCUUGACGAAGCUGCAGCAGGAGGUAAAGAAGCUGUUCGGGUCUUCAUUCAAUUUGAAAAUAUUACAAACCAGAUGUGGAAUUGACAAACUUCAAGCUUUCCUAGAAGAGAUUCAAGAAAUACAAAUAAUAUCACUUCCUAAUGAUGUGAAACUUAGAAUUACUCCACUAACUUAUAGUUAUAAGAUUCCUGAUCUGAAGUCGUUAAGGUCGCUACCGAGCAAUGAGUUGAAAGUUAAUGCACCCUCCAAAAUGGGUAGCAAAAAAGUUUCCGUCUCGACACAUUUCGUUGAACAGCAUUUUAGGUCGAAUUCAUUUAACGGGGGAGACAAUAGUAUCCUUAGUGCACUGAACAGCAGGGACAGAGGAUCCCUUAGCAAUGUACAGGUGGGGAGUAUUCUCACUGGGAAGAACGACUCUAAGAAGAAAAAAUUUAAUUCCAAUGGAAGUUUUGCUUUUCCGACUUCCAAGUCGCAUGAGCGCAUCUGGAAGGGUGUCGUGGGUGGUAGCGUGCUUCGAAGUGGUGGCAGCCUGCUUCAUGGCCUCUUCACCAACAACGUGCCCGGCGAUGGGGAUGGCGAUGGGGAUGGAGAUGGCGACGCCUACAGCGAAUCGGGCCUCCAAAUAAAAGGAAGCAUUACUCAAGACCCCUGCGCCAAUUUGAUAUGCAAGCUUAACAGGCAGGGUAGUGAGGGGAGCCACGACAACUCGUGUAUGUACUCGAGUGACUGGGUGAGCACCCAUGGACUGAAGCCUCAUUCAAAGCAGAACUCAAAUGGGAGUCACAACUGGAGCCACAGCCAGGGCCACCACCCCUUCAUCAAAAUGCUCACCAAGACACAACUACACAUUCUGUUAUACCAGCUGAUAGUAGUCCUCACGGAGAGGCAGAAGAUGGAGUGGGAACACAUAGUUAAAAUAAAGGAAGAAUUGCUGCACCAGAGUAGUAGCAAGACAUAUGAAAAUGAAAAUUUGGGCAGAUUUGAAGUGGAGAUGAGCAGGGACGAAGUGUGUGUUGAUAAGGUAGAGGGGGAUGGUCACAAUGGACCGCAGCUAAUGGCAUCAACGGAGGGAAUGACCUCAAAAGAGGAGCCGAAUGAAGUCCAGACAGGGGGUGAAAAAGGACAAGAGCAACAAAACUACUCAACCACGAACACCUCCGAUUUUGUACAUGAAAUUUUCACCACACAAGAAACGGCAAACCAGAGCAUAUCGCACAAGGAACCAUGUGGAGAGGAUGCGAAGGACCCACUAGCGAGUUCACUUGAGAAAGGCACAGAUGAAGAAGCAUCUGAGAGCAUGAUCGGUGUGUUUGUCUCCUCCAUUAAGAGUGAAUGGAACAAGGCCUACUCGGAGCAGUACCCUUUGAGCUUCUACUUGAACCACUACAAGGCAAAAAAGCUGAGGAGACUGCUGGAGGAAAUUCCAAACCUGGUUAUUGCAGGGAGUAGUAGAAGCAUACAGGUGUUUACAUUAGACACUGCUCAGUAUUUUUAUGAAAAUUUUUUUUCGGAGGAGCUUUCUAGUUUGAAGACCUUCGCCCGGUCCAAGUUCACCCCGAUGAGUGCCUCGCACUACUUCAAGGACGCCACGUACAAGGACGUCGCCGCGGAAUUCGCCAGAGGGGACUGCUCAAGGAUGAUGAAGGUGCUAGGAAUGGACCACCUGAAGCCUCCCUGUGCGACUGUGAGCAAAAGCUAUGAAAAAAUUAUGAACAAGUACAGGAAAAAUCGAAGCAGUAACCGCGUGGGCAGUUACAUGAACUACAGCAACAAAAUGUUCGGUAGCUCCAGUGGGGACAGACAUGCCAUGCCGUUCCUUCCACAUGGGGGAGGUUCCUUUUUGAGCCAUGAAGGGGGUGCUUUCCCUCAGGGAGUGACGUUUCUUCAUAACAACGUAGAGAACAGUAACCUUGAAGUGCUACGAUACCACCUGCACAAGCUUCUAUACAAUCUGGUCAUUCACGUGUGCAAAUUUCAAAACUCAUUACACCUAGCUUACAAGAAAAGUGGAGUGAUCUUGAGCGAGUAUGAAAUGAACAAGCAGAUGUGUGGCCCGAUUUACUACUCCUCCGACUUAACAUAUGAAGAUUUCAUAACAGACAGACAGAGCUUAUUUGAGAAGGAGCAAGUAGCCAAGACGCUCUUCCUCCUGUCUCAACAUGGGAUCUAUGGGAUCAAAUUUAUACAUCUAACUAAUGAGUGGUACAAAUUGUACAAGUGCGAAUUGCGACCCCUCAUGCGUAUAUGUGAAUAUAAUGAAAUUGGAAAAAUGAUUUGUAGCAUGACGAAUGUGCUUGUCGUGGGAGAGGGGUUCGACACGAAGUACAUUCCUAGCGUGGAGGUGGACGCAGAGCGAAACCACUUGGAAGAAUUUUCCCCCGACAGCUUUGCCAAAAUGAUCUCCAACAACUUCCCUCAAAAUGUGCCUAGCGCCUUCCCAACACCAUCGCAAGGCAUAGCAGCUACGCAGACGCAGCAGAGUGGACCCUACGAAAGCAUCAUGGAGAUUCUGUUUCCAAAUAUAACAUCCCAGAGGAAUGCAAAUUUGCAAAAAAGCCACAGCGGAAUUGGUCCCUUUUUUAGGAACAGCAUGGGUGGCUAUGGAAGGGGCACAUCCAAGAGGGACAUAAAUAUAAGCAGCCUAUUCAGAAAUUUGUAA
Messenger RNA from Plasmodium fragile, 3762 nucleotides. RefSeq lists its product as uncharacterized. The record is from RefSeq and is a predicted model, not a curated record. The coding region runs from base 1 to 3762 and encodes 1253 amino acids. The transcript has 11 exons. Lineage: Eukaryota; Apicomplexa; Aconoidasida; Haemosporida; Plasmodiidae.